Molecule: messenger RNA, 564 nt
Organism: Knipowitschia caucasica
Lineage: Eukaryota; Metazoa; Chordata; Actinopteri; Gobiiformes; Gobiidae
Source: the annotation of a GenBank genome assembly
AUGAGGAGGCGCUCAGGAGGCGCUCAGGAGGCACUCAGGAGGCGCUCAGGAGGCGCUCAGGAGGCGCUCAGGAGGUACUCAGGAGGCGCUCAGGAGGCGCUCAGGAGGCACUCAGGAGGCGCUCAGGAGGCGCUCAGGAGGAGCUCAGGAUGGUACUUAGGAGACGCUCAGGAGGAGCUCAGGAGGAGCUCAGGAGGUGCUCAGGAGGUGCUCAGGAGGUGCUCAGGAGACGCUCAGGAGGAGCUCAGGAGGUGCUCAGGAGGUGCUCAGGAGGUGCUCAGGAGGUGCUCAGGAGGUGCUCAGGAGGUGCUCAGGAGACGCUCAGGAGGAGCUCAGGAGGUGCUCAGGAGGUGCUCAAGAGGAGCUCAGGAGGUGCUCAGGAGACGCUCAGGAGGUGCUCAGGAGACGCUCAGGAGACGCUCAGGAGACGCUCAGGAGGAGCUCAAGAGGAGCUCAGGAGGUGCUCAGGAGACGCUCAGGAGACGCUCAGGAGACGCUCAAGAGGAGCUCAGGAGACGUUCAGGAGACGCUGAGGAGCAUCUGGGACUGGUCAGAGAGGCUUAA